Molecule: messenger RNA, 1323 nt
Organism: Pelecanus crispus (Dalmatian pelican)
Lineage: Eukaryota; Metazoa; Chordata; Aves; Pelecaniformes; Pelecanidae
Source: RefSeq, a predicted model, not a curated record
AUAAAGAAUUUGAUGAGCCAGCUGGGAACCAAGCAGGAUUCCAGCAAGCUUCAGGAGAGCUUACAACAGCUACAGCAUUCUGCAAACUGCCUUGCCAAAGAGACCAAUGAAUACCUGAAGGAGUUAGGGUCUCUACCACUUCCUCUAUCUGCUUCUGAACAGCGCCAGCAGAGGCUUCAGAAAGAACGUUUAAUGAAUGACUUCUCCGCAGCCUUAAAUAACUUCCAGGCAAUACAGAGGCGAGUGUCAGAGAAGGAAAAAGAGACUGUAGCAAGGGCAAGAGCUGGCUCCCGUAUCUCUUUCAGAGAAGAACAGCUUGUUUCAUUUGAUAGUGGUGAAGAUUGGAAUCAAAUGCAGUCUCAGGAAGAAGAUGUGGCAAUAACUGAACAGGACCUUGAACUCAUUAAAGAAAGAGAAACAGCAAUCAGGCAAUUAGAGGCAGACAUUUUGGAUGUCAAUCAGAUAUUUAAGGAUUUAGCCAUGAUGAUUCAUGACCAAGGAGAUAUGAUUGAUAGCAUAGAGGCAAAUGUGGAAAGUGCAGAAGUCCAUGUGGAAAGAGCCAGUGAGCAGUUACAGAGAGCUGCCUAUUAUCAGAAGAAAUCCCGUAAGAAGAUCUGUAUCCUGAUUCUUGGUCUUGUUGUGGCUUCUAUAAUCAUAGGAUUCAUUAUCUGGCAGACAGCAAAAUGAAAUCUUCACGUGGAACCUAGUCUCAUUGCUGAGAUUUUUUUUUUCCCCUCAGAGCGAGCAGGCUGACUAGUCUCAGAAAUGAAUUAACCACCCUGAGAGAGCACAAGCUGGAACUACUAGUAAUAGAUAUUAGCAACUAAUGUGCAGAUAACUAGUAUUUGGAAUUAGUGAACCAUGGAGACAGUAUUUAUCAGUUUAUAUACAAAUUAUAUUGUUUUAUGUAACUAAAAUCUUGUGGUUUUGCUUUCUGUAAUGUAUUAUUCCCUGUCCCAACUGUAUGCUGAAGUGUGAUGAAUAAUUGGAGAUGUCUUGUCAAAAACAAGUGGCACAACUUUAACAUUUUAUGUGUAUAGGUAACUUUGUUGGACUGGAAUAAGAAUGACAUUCAAAGAGGGCACAACACCAAUUCACAUUACCUUAAUCCAGUGGUUUCUAAAGUCUCCGGUAUCUGCCCCAUGGUUUUAUUAGUCUCCAAGUCGCUGUGGUUCUAGAUUCUCUGGAAGAGAAAGAUGUUGUUACAGGUUUGAAAAGCAAGGAGAAGUAUGCAUGGAUGAUAGCUGGAACCACUGCGUGCUGGUCAGUUUAGCCUUGAGACUUGUAACUGUAUGUUGUUUAAUUUUUUGAGCGUGGUUGGGG